UGCUCCGGUGGGGAACUCUGCAAAAAAAACACAACAAAAGGAUUGAAAACUUUCCCCGGGAGGCUCCAGCCACUUCAGGUCAAGUCGUUCGGCUAAACACCAGCGUUAAUGAAGGGCUGGCAACAGUUGCCACACCAGUUCUCAGUACAUAAUAACCUGCCUUUCAGAUCAAGGAGCAGUACCUCUUUACAAGGUGUUGGACAAGUAAUGGGAAGAUGAAGGGAUAAAGCUAGACCUCUGUGGCCCCUCUGCUCUCCCUAGAUUUUGAACGGAGCAUGGGAAGGAGGAACCAAAAGGCUGCUGCCGGUAGGUGAGGGUCCUGGAACAGGAAGCUCCCAGCACAGCACGCUCUAGUCCUCUACUUUGUACAUUUAUUUUAACAGAAACAGGGGCAGAGAGGUGUACUUCCAACAAGUUGCAUUGCUCAUAUAGGUACGGCCCUACACAGUGAGACCACUGCAGCUGUGCUUUUUAGCCCUAACAGUGAAUACCAGUCUACAUCUCCAGUUACCAGUGAGUACAGCCAGAGCACUUGUUCAUCCAGGGGAGGCUGGGAACAAGGAGCAAAAGGAAAAGAAGUUUGCUGUUUUACCCUAAAUUUUUAUUCUUGACUUUGAAAAAUUUUAGUUUUACCUAAACCAACAAUGUGAAAUGUUGCAAUGGACCACCAGGUACACUUAAUAUUCUUUAAACCUACUUUUAACAUUGGAUUGUUAAUACAUUUUCAGUUAAUGCCCAAAGAAUGUCAGAAGUAUCUCAUUAAAAUGAAGAGUUGCAAUCCAGGACUCACUGUUUAGACCAAAAGUUCACGUUCUUCACUGUGGGUACUUGAAAUUUACAGAUACAGGCAAGCUAGUGUUUCAGCACUUGAGUCAUGCUGUUCAUCAUAGAAUUAAACAUGUAUGAAAGUGUCUGCAGGAUUGGGGCUACAUCAUCUAGUGAUUAGAAAACAGUGGCCUCUGGGUCUCAAUUAAACAUGGCUCCAGCAGCACUAAUCAAUGCACAAGGGGUGUGGUCUGAAGCUGAGAUCAUGUCUGCAGCACAAGGUAUGGCUGACAUCACCGUGCUAAACUGGGGUGUGAGCACCCUAUGCUACCUGAAUCCCCUAGUUUACCUGCAGUGAAAACAGCACUACUGUUCUUUUGCUAGUCUAAUGUAUUUCUAUUGGGAAGAAGCUGGGGAGAGAAAAAAGAGUAAAUCAAAGCUUGGAAAUGGAUGGUGAUCGCACAUGCGGAACUACUAUCAUGACACCUGGCCAGGAGCAGGAUGCUCUGCUCUUGAUGAUUUCGAUAAGUAAUUGGGGUAAAGGUUGCAUCUCUUCAGCAGUCCCAGUGAUAAGCCUUACCAAUACAAACAAGGCUACAAGGCUGGUAUAGCCUGCUGCUGAUGAUGACAGUUUUUUUUUUCCAGAGCAAUAUAUACUUAUAGCUGCAUACUAGUUUAGACACAGCUUUAGUUAAUUAAUGCUUGUAAAGCACAGAAAUUGAAAGGUGCUAUGCAAAUGCAAAAUAUUCUUCAGAUGCAAAGCCUGAAUUUAUUUUUUCAGAAAGGCUACUUUCUUUGUUUUUUCGUUUAGUUUGGCUUGUUGUUGUUGUUUUGAUUUGUGUGUGUGUGUGUGUGUGUGUGUGUGUGUGUGUGUGUGUGUGCGCGUGUAUUUGCAAAUGAUUCAUUGCUUUUGUUUGUUGUUGUAAAAUAUUCUUAUUACCACCCAGUCUUUCUUUAUUGGGAUGUCUGCUUUUCGGUCUCCAAGGAAUUUCUUAAAUGCUACACAUGCAAAUUUCAGCUUACAGAUGUGCAAAUUACAUAGAUGCUUUCCAUCCCUCAUAGGAUGGGUGCUGCAGAAAGAGUGUAGAUUUGGAAUGUGGAUGCUGGCACAGUAUGGAAACCAGAGCUCACUGAAUUCAUAUUUUGGUUCUAAAGAUAACUAAUACAGCAAGAGCAAUCAAAUCUAACAAUUUUUAAAUGAUUUACUCAUAAAUGGUGAUGCCAAGCACCUUGUAUAUGAAUAAUAAAUUUAAGUAAAAAUACCCUGCUUAAUGAAAUUUUCUGAAGAAGGAAGAUACGUAAAAAUAAUAAACAAAUACAGGAAACACUUCUACAAAAUGAGGUCAUGAUUGUUUUUUCUCAUGCUACAGCAGAACUGUGGAAGACUGUCACUGACUCCUGAGGCUUCCUCUUAUGAAAACAGAAAGGUUACUGAUAGUUAGGAAACCUGUUAUGGUCUCCUGGUGAGGAACCCGUAUCCGGCUAAAUUGAAGCUGCAAAAUCCUUAGGAAGAAAGAGAGAGAUAAAGAGGUCUAAGAAGAAAUUGUUUUCUAAAAAAAAAGUUCUUCUGGGGAACAGUCCCUUGCAAGAGCAAUCUCUCAUGAGGAAAAACUUUCUAUGAAGAUGACUUGGAGAAGUCAAGAGGGCGGCGCGGCAAGGAUGAGAGCCCAGCUGGUGUGCGUGGUGCUGCUGGCCUUGGCCUCCUGCAGCUUCUGCUCAGAUUCAGAAGAGGAAAUGAAAGCAUUAGAAGCAGAUUUACUGACCAAUAUGUAUACAUCAAAGAUAAACAGAGCAAAACUUUCUUACUGGAAAGUAACCCUGCUAAAUGUCUGCAAUCUUAUCAACAACAUGAACAACCAAGCGGGAGAAACAGUAGAGGUAGAUGACGAGGAUCUCAUUUCUGGAAGACAGUUCCCUGCUGCUCUGGAUGGCUUCAGCUUGGAAGCAAUGCUGGCAGUAUAUCAACUCCAAAAAGUUUGCCACAGCAGAGCCUUUCAGCAUUGGGAGUUACUUCAGCAAGAUGCUUUUGAUCUAGAAAAUUCAAGCCAAGAAAAGGAAAUAAUGAAAAGAAAAAAUCCCUAUAUUCUGAAACGGCAACUACAUGUGAACAAAGCUAGAAGACCAUACAUACUCAAGAGAAGUUCAUAUUACUGAUGCAGCAGAGGAAAACAAUGUGUAUUUAGUUUAUAGGUAACUGUGUGUUAUAGUUAUCUUACUUAACUUUAAAAUCAUACCUGUGUGAAAAUAUACUAUGGAAGAUCAUCAAGAUGAUAACAUAACUGUGUCUUUUUUGCAAUUGCUGUUUCUUGAUUGUGAUUUUUUCCUACUUGAGAUUAAUCAGACCAAUACAUUUUCAAAUAAAUCUAGUUUCUAAGCAUGAUGUAUUGUACACAAUUGAGAUUUCAACAUAUCUCCAACAAUAUAGCAGUCUUUUCUUAUUUUAGAAAGUAUACUGUCAUACACUGAGAAAAUUGAUAGCAUCAAUAAAUCUGAGAUUCUUAAACAUUUCUUACUGCAACACCUCAAACAUGUAUAGGCUUGAAAGUUUUUAUAUGAUACAGUAGUCAGACCUGCCACAGUAUUUUAUAUAUUGUCCAGUAUAAGUUAUUAGGGAUUAGAUCUAAAUAAAGAAGGCAGUAUGGUCCACUAUUAAAUGGUAAUUUCAAAAUUUGUACUUUAAAUAGCCUGCUUCUAAGUGAAUUUAAGUUCUUUAUUCCUAACUUAUCUCUGAAGAGCCAUAAUUUAAGAAAAUACAGUAAUGAGACUUCAACAAAGUGUGCUGCUGAGAGCAAAGCCAGGAACUUGGGUAACACUGGUUAAAUAAGGAAAACAGUUUAUUAAAUCAGUAAAAUAAUUUAUAGUGUUUACCUAAUAUAUGAAUGCUCAGGAAAAAAAAUAAAGGCAAAAAAAUAAAACAUGAUUCAUGCUCCUGUGGUGUUACUGGAAAAGUCAGUAUACUAAUCCAGUUGUAUGAGAAAUUUCAGAAAAAUACUUUAAAAAGGACUUUUAAGUAAGAACAACUUAAAUUUACUAUUGAAAUCCCAUUUCCUUUCCACCCCCUACAAAUUUGUAAACACAAGUAUUUCCAGCAGGUAAAGAUAGUCUCAGAAUUCCACAGACACAGGGAAGAUUUCAGCAUGAAAAGAGGUGUUUUCAGCCUGUAAGUACUCAAGAACCCCUCAAAAUUCACACUCCAUCCAGCCCUAUGUGUCUGAUCCUUAUAUCAGAUUUGAGAUUUCAUGCUCCUGGAUUCCAGCCUGGAAAAAGCAAUCUGAAAGAACUAAGUGAAACAACAGUUAAAAUAAUGGGAUAGUCCAUGAUCCAUGAAGCCUUGAUUCUCAAACCAGGAGACAAAAAAGCGGGAAUAGACAUUGGUUUUGAAGUCUGCCUGUUUUCUGUUUGAGAUAUUUCCUCAGAAUGUUCCAACAAAUGGCCUGAAGAAAACACACAAGGAAUUGCCAUAUCCUCUCAUAUGUCAGAUUUUCUGUCAAUUAUUGUUAAACAUAUAGAAGGAUACACAUUUAAAAACAUACCGAUACCAAUGGUUAUACCAAUUUUGAUACAUGCAGAAGAAUUUUUUUUUAACUGUGAUAGUUGUUUUUACUACUCCAAAGCUAAUUCUAUUUUCUUACUGCAAAUGUUAUUAAUCAGUUUAUUUAUUAAAUAGGCAGUAAAAGCAUGCAUUCACAAGAUAUAACUGAGCAUACACUAGUUACUAUAAUCAUAAUUUGAAACAGCUAAGUAUUUAAACACAGUUUCAAUGAUUUAAAUGCUUAAUGAACUUAAGAGCUUUGCUUAAAUAUGGUUCUAGUAGAGUCAUACUCUUUAAUUUUAUGUAUAAAAUGGUUGUAGAAUUAGACUAGAGACACGGUAUGCUCUCAAGUGAGGAACAUCCCUCUUUCCUAAAACCUACAAGCUCUGUAGUUCCAUUAUGUUAGCUUAAAUUCUAAAUUAUCUGUUGAUCUGAAGUAACAAGGCAGAAUGGAGCUUGUUCAAAAAUUUUCUGCAAGUAAUAUGAGGAAAAAAAACCCUAGAUGGUCUUCAGAUGAUUAUUUUGUAGAGAGCAGAAAAAAAAAUAGGUUGCCAAGGUAUGUUUGUACUCAUUUUAAGAGCAUUAAGAGUUUUAAAAAGUAUUAUAAAGUAAUGUGAUUGUCAUCUGAGAGAAAAUGCUAAAAUUUUCAGAAACACAAGCAUCUGUGUUUCAUUCUACAGGUGACUUAGAUACUCAAGGUGAUGGCAAUGGAUCUCCUAGGAUGUUCUACCCUUCUAGUGGAAAUAACUCUCUGACUGUGUUCUUGCUCCUUGCAAGUCACAGUAAACAGAUUAGCCAGGAGACUGCCUGAAAAUGGCUUAAAAUAACCCAGUUAUUUUCAGCACACUGUGAAUCCAUGCAGGGUCAGCUAUUGUGUCUCACGAGGGGAGGCAGGUCUUAAAGUGUGACAGGGUAGAUUGUUAAAUCGAUCCCUAGCAUUUGAUGGAAGUGUUCAGGGAUCUGCCAGAGGAAUGUCAUUCAGAAUGAGACGAAGUCUUAACUAGAUGAGGAAACAAUAUCCAUGACUGUAGUAUGGUCAGUAAAGACGCAAAAGUCUAUGCCGGCAUUUCAUGUCACUGGUGAAAAGCAAGCAUUAAGAUGUUAGAAAACACACCAAAUCCAUAUGAUUAAGUCAGAUAAACAGAGCUGUAAAGGGAUGGUCAUCUGAAGGACUUUUAUUUCCUUGAAAUUUCAUUUUUUAGCUAUUGCUGCUUCCAGCUAACCUCACUGCUGUGAAAUUGCAAACUUUCUUUAACCCUCCUUUUCAGAUGAUUCAGGAAAAAAAAAUAGGCAGGUAGGCAUAUUUGUAUCUGUUACACCCAUUCUAUCAGUGAUAUUCUCAGAGUAUGAGCGUUGGCCCUAGUUGUGUAUUGCCUGUGAAAACAGGGUUGUAUUUGCGGUAACAAUGGGCAAUGAAUGGACUUCAAGACAGAGGAGGCCCUCAUGAGAUGUAAAGAUUUGUAAAUUCAAAAUGUCUUUUUUUUUCCCUGAAGUUCAAAAUUGCCUCAUGUCUAAAAGUAUUAUUUUGAAGGCCAUUUAUUCAGAUUGUCACACUGGCUUAAAUAAAUUUCUUUGAUGUGGACAGUUUUAUUUUCCAAAAGGCAGUUACUAAGAGAUGUGUUCUCUGUCUCCAUAGAGAAGAAUAUUUUUCCUACGUAGUUCAUUGCUGAUGCUACAGAUGAAUAAUGGUACUAUUUUUUCAGAAAUUUUAUAUUUAAUUAUUUCAAAUAAUCCUCAGAUAUUAGAUAUUGUCAUGCAGACUAAUUGCAUAAAACUCUCAAAUAUUUCUAAUGUAGAAUUAAACGUAGCUGAGAUUUAAUUUGAUUUGGUAUGUUUUUCAAUAGCUAUCCUCUAUAAAUACAAAAAUGUCCUAUAGAAGAGAAGUUAAGCAUGGAAAAACUAAUAAUUUAUCAUCUCUGAAACAUAUCUUUCUUAUUCUUUAAAUAAAUAACAUAAAGAGUAAUAGUUACUCUUUUUAUCGCUCUGUGGUGAUAAGUCUUUAGCUUUCUUGAGCACUGUUUGUGAUAUAAUCUUUUUUUGGUCUUACCUCAGUGUAAUAUCAGUUUUAGGUAAGAGUUCAGUGGCUGUGGUAUCUACAGAGUGGAUGAAAGUUGUAGUUUUCAGAUUACAUAGAUUGUGAUCUGCUCUUAACUAACACACAAUAUAGUCAUGAUAAUUUGGCCUUAGACUGACUAAAGGCAAUCAUAAAACAGCAGGUCUAGAGAACCCUCUAAAUAAAGGACAGUGACUUUUGUGACAUGACAGUAAGAGUGAAAAAUCCUACCCUUCUGUCUAGGAAACAAAGAAAGUGGUGAGAUGGGCUGAUCUCCUCAAGAACUCGGGAAAUUAUAUUUUAGUAACUACAAAACUGAAGCAUUCAAAAGCCAUGAGUGCAGAAAUCCGCAAAGCUGCAUAAACUAUACUGACUUCUAAAUAAAGCAAUAAAUAGGUUUCAAAUGAUUUUUAUUUCUUUCCCUUUACUGUAUUGCCAAGAUACAUAUGAAUCAAGCUUUUAAGUUUUGCAAACAGAAGGAGCUGAACAUGUUUGAUUGCUUUUUCUCAUUGCUACUGAAAUUUGAAAUUUCCACCCAACUCUUGAACCUAGCAGGUGUCACUUUAAAACACGUGCAUAAAAUACAAUGUUGAUCAUCAGGUUUCAGAAAUUGCCAGAUUUGAGAUACUUUGGUGGGUCUGAGAGAUCCAGUAAUCAGGCAGUGGUCUGGAAUAAAAUGAAAGACUGACUCUUCUGAAGUAGCAGUAUUGGGGAAUGGCAUGGGAAACAUCCAGGAGCUUUUGAAGGGAGGUCGGAUAUUAAGAAGCAUAAAGCCUUUAGGAGCUUCUUCUUGUCCAACUAGCUGUUUCCAAGUAGAUGAGAAUGCACAUGUACAGAUGUUGUUUCAGAAGACUCCUCGUAGGCCCUCUUACAGAGGGAAAAGUUAGGUCUACAAAUAAUUGCACUCAAAUUACCAAGGUAUAGCAUUUGUCUAUUUACAGUCCUAUUGGGUCAGGUACUGGGUUGUUUUGACUCAAAAGAUGCAGUGCAGUAUUAACCUAGCACUAUUUUCAAGCCAAUAAGCCAAAGUUUAUGUCUACAUAACGGGCUUCUCAGGCAUUCUACAUAUUGCAUCCAUAAAUGUCUGCCAGCAGCAUGAGAACACCGGUCCAGUAUCUAAGCUGCUUAGCAAAGUUUUAACAGUAUGUGAAUUAAAAACUGAUGCUUUUUUUUAUAUCAGCAAAGCUUAUCUUUGAUUGGAGAGAUUCUAAAAGACAGUCUUGUCAUCAUUAUUGCAGAUUUUUCUGAUUCACCAUCUAAAAAAUCCAAGAUGCAUAGCAGAUUUUUUGUAAUCUUAUUUUAGAAAUUAACAUAUUUGCUAUUUUUUCCUAGAUGUAUUUAACUCAAGGUCUAAAAUAAAUGUGUACGCACACACAUAGACAAAUAUAGGCUACAUCAUGCAUUUUUUUCUUAAAGAAAGUUAUUUGUGGAGUGAUGUGACUUGGGAAUCAUUUUGUCUGUUCUGAAAUGGUAUGGUUCCUCCAACAAAAAAUUUCAAAUCCAUAAUGCUUUUACGCAUUUAAAGACAACUGUUCCAGAAUAUAAUAUUGUAAAGCCUUUUAUUAGUAAGUAAAAGCAAUUUAGCUAACUCAGUGUAUAAUCCUUGUGGUUAAAAACCAAUUCACCCUCUUGAAAAAAUGGAGAUUAAAAUUAUCCUAUUUUAUAGUGGGUGUAUAAAAUAUAUUAGAAAUAGUUUGCUUAAUAGUUAACAAUUCUUGCAUGAGUUAAACCACUUGAUUAUUUUUGUGUACUACCAAGCCUCUAGGGUAUUUGUCUAACACGUAUACCACAGUUGUUGCUUUAGUACCUCAUUUAUUGAUCUUUUAAAUAAAGAACGGCUUGGAACAGAA
Messenger RNA from Numida meleagris (helmeted guineafowl), 8200 nucleotides. It is a transcript of the gene NTS, whose product is annotated as neurotensin. Gene Ontology annotation, cellular component: axon terminus; extracellular region. The record is from RefSeq and is a predicted model, not a curated record. Bases 2383 to 2919 code for a protein of 178 amino acids. The transcript is spliced from 8 exons. NCBI's taxonomy places the organism in Eukaryota, Metazoa, Chordata, Aves, Galliformes, Numididae. Gene Ontology annotation, molecular function: neuropeptide hormone activity.